Molecule: messenger RNA, 3273 nt
Organism: Poecilia reticulata (guppy)
Lineage: Eukaryota; Metazoa; Chordata; Actinopteri; Cyprinodontiformes; Poeciliidae
Gene: prmt8b
Product: protein arginine methyltransferase 8b
Biological process (GO): peptidyl-arginine methylation, to asymmetrical-dimethyl arginine; chromatin remodeling
Cellular component (GO): plasma membrane
Molecular function (GO): protein-arginine omega-N asymmetric methyltransferase activity; protein-arginine omega-N monomethyltransferase activity; histone methyltransferase activity
Source: RefSeq, a predicted model, not a curated record
CAUCUUUUCUUUUUUCUCUUUCUUUCUUGCCAUAUCACACUUCAAAGCGGCUUGAGGUUCCCCAUACGGAAUAAGUACACUUAAACAGGACUUCCCCUCUGCGAAAGAAGAUGGAAAUAGCGCGACUUUUAUCACAGGAGUUCCGGUUUCUCCGAGGUGCCGCAUACGUCGUUAGAAGGAGAACAGGAGUUUCGUUUCUGGGACGUUGCUGGAUUUUAGGUUGUGGGCUGACACUCUGCAUCUUGUCUUCCAGCUCGCACGGAGCUAUCAUCAUCAUGAUGAUGAUGAUGAUGAUGAUGAUGAGUCUCCUGCUGGCAUCAAACCUACAACCUUCCAGUCGCAACACGGUGUCUCCAGCCAAUAGACACCGAGUCCUCCCACACUGAGUCCUCCCUCUAAAACAACCUGUUUCCACAUUCACACUAUAUGGAUAAAAGAACAUUUCACCAGCGCGUGAAUUCAUCGUGCAACUUCAUAACUUUUAUAUGGAUGACGACAGGUUGAGCCUACACGAUUAGUGUCAUGACUUUAUUCACCUUUAAAAGCCGCCAGUUUAUAUGUUCCGAGGCUUUUCGUCCCUUUUGACACGUCUUUACUACGAUUUAAGGCACUUAAAAGAGUUUAAGCCUAAAUCUCGCCGGCUCUCAUGGGACUCAGGCAUUCGUCGCGGUGUUUGCUGCUACGGCGGAAGAUGGCGGAGGCGGACAGCUCGGAGCGGCAGCAGCCUGUCAGGUCCCCGCAUUCCCAGUCCGCACAGCCCUCCCCUCUGCCGAAACCAGUGCCUACAACCCAUCAUGUGCCCUGCAUUCCUCACACGCCUCAUGUAGCAGCGCUCGCCACCUGUCCUGGACGAGGCAAGAUUGCCAAGUUCGUAAGCCCGGAGGAAAUGACAUCAAGGGACUACUACUUUGACUCCUACGCCCACUUUGGCAUCCACGAGGAGAUGCUGAAGGACGAGGUGCGGACGCUGACCUACCGCAACGCCAUGUACCACAACAAGCAUGUGUUCAAGGAUAAGAUCGUCCUGGAUGUUGGCAGCGGCACAGGGAUCCUCUCCAUGUUUGCAGCCAACGCCGGUGCCAAACACGUGUACGGGAUCGAAUGCUCAAGCAUAUCUGAAUAUUCAGAGAAGAUUAUCAAGUCCAAUCACCUACACAACGUCAUUACCAUCUUCAAGGGCAAGGUGGAGGAGGUGGAGCUCCCCGUGGAGAAGGUGGACAUCAUCGUCUCCGAGUGGAUGGGUUACUGUCUCUUCUACGAGUCCAUGCUCAACACCGUCAUCUUCGCCAGGGACAAGUGGCUGCCCGGAGGCCUGAUGUUCCCGGACCGAGCAGCCCUCUACGUGGUGGCCAUUGAAGACAGGCAGUAUAAGGAUUUCAAGAUUCAUUGGUGGGAAAACGUGUAUGGGUUCGACAUGAGCUGCAUUCGCAACGUGGCCAUCAAAGAGCCUCUGGUGGACGUGGUGGAUCCAAAGCAGGUGGUGACUAACGCCUGUCUCAUAAAGGAGGUGGACAUCUACACUGUGAAGCCGGAGGACCUGUCCUUCACCUCGGCUUUCUGCCUGCAGAUCCAGCGCAACGAUUACGUUCACGCUUUGGUGACUUAUUUCAAUAUGGAGUUCACCAAAUGUCACAAAAAGACGGGCUUCUCCACCGCUCCAGAUGCUCCCAGCACCCACUGGAAGCAGACUGUGUUUUAUUUAGAGGACUACUUAACUGUCAAGAAAGGAGAAGAGAUCUUUGGCAGCAUCACCGUUAGACCCAAUGAAAAGAACGUGCGCGACCUGGAGUUCACCCUUGAGCUAGAUUUUAAAGGACAACUAUGUGAAGCUGCCAUUUCUCACGACUAUAAAAUGCGCUAGCAGGAAGCAGAAGCACCGGCGCAGACCCGCCCCGAGGCACCCCGCCCCCCCGGACACAACUGGAGGACGAAGGCUGUCCAGGAAGCGGUCCAGCUGAUCAGGGUGGGAGGCAAACGGGCAUCUUUACUGGAUGCCGUCAAGUCUGCAUCGAAGUGACGCAACCAGAAUGAGCGUCGAAUCUUCUCUCAGCAAUAGCGCCGUCACAGAUAGAGCCGGUCAGAAGUUUACAUACGGCCAUUGCGUCUACAGAUCCUUCGUUUGAAUGAUCUGAAAUAUCUGAAAAACAACAAAUAUAAGCUGGGUCUACUCUUUCUGGUAAGAAAAUUGUUUAAAUAUUCAGACAAAGCCACGAGCUUGUCGAUGUUUACAAUAGUGUUGUUGUUGUUUCUCUGCAACUUGUGAUGACACACGUAUCCAAAUGAUGGAUAUGUGUUUGAACCCGCAUGUAUAAUUUUGACCCAGCGUAAAUCUGCUACUAAUCUAAACUUAGUAGAUUAGUAGAUGUUAUGUUGGAACAAUUUUUAUAUUGUUCCAACAUAACAUCAUUUUAACAUAAUUCGUUAAAAGCGCCAAACGAACAUGACAUUAAUCCGAAAGAUAAGCGUAUGUAAACUUCUGACAGGAAACGUAAAAAUAACUGCAACCCCAUUGUUGAAUGUAACGCCGUACAAAAACAUGACUUUUUCCUUGUUCUUAAGAGAUUCUUUGAUUUUUUUUUUUUUUUUUUCAUGAGACAAAAAGCUUUGGAAUGAUUAUUUACUGUGUGCAAAUUGGAAACGUCAAACGUGAUUUUAGAAUCUAACAGAAUCUUGCCGUGCAAAGCCGUCUCUAGGUUUACCGAUCACCUCUGUGGUUUCAGAUCAUAAUAAGAGCAAGUAAUUUAAACUCAAAGCAAAUGUUUAAAUUAAGAUUAAUGGAUUGUAAUGAUGACUGGGAAAUUAUAUGCUUAUUGGCCCCAUUAUUCUCAAGUCAACGUCACCAUAUAUUUAGUUAAUUAAAAACUAACAUGAGAUGUUGCAUUGUCAAAAAUAAUAAUAAUGUCAAACUGAACGCAAAACUAAAACUGAAAAAAAAAAGUCAAAUACAGAAUUUAGUGCCUGUGUAGAACAUUUUACCUUUUUUUAAAAAAAAAAUUAAUUUUAAAUAUCAUAACCAUAGGUGUGAUUUGUAAACUAGGAGACUGGAUUUGCAUGGGACAUCACAGACAGGCUCUGUUGUUGUUUUGCAUAGAAAGUAAGAUGAGUCAUUUCCUGUUUGUGGUUUUUGGGUUUUGGAGUGAGUGUUGGCGGUGGGGUGGGGGAUGGGGGAUGGGGAUGCGGGCGUUGGGCAUCAAUUCCAGAGAUAUAGAAAAUGCUGCUUCACAUAUUUCUUUUUUUGUCACCAACUCAGAACAAAAUGUGUUUAGGCUUCAG